AUGGAACAAAUUCAAAGAUUACAAAGUGAUAUUAUUCAUGAUUAUAAUGAUAUCACAACUUUGGAAACGAACUGUUUAACAAACGAGUGUAUUAGUACUUUUGAAGAGCUUUCAAAUGAACUUAUUUAUGAAGUAUUUGAGUAUCUUGAUUUACAUUAUGCAUUCCAAGCAUUUUACGAUCUCAAUCAACGAUUUCAAAAUCUUUUUCUUUAUCCCAAUCUUCCAAUCAAAAUCAAUAUUUCAUCUAUAUCAAAAUCUACAUUUCAUUAUUAUCUGACAGAUAUUAUUAUACCCCACGCUGAUCGAAUUAAAUCAUUUCGAUUAUCAAAUCCAUUUGUUGCCGAUAUGAUUCAAGUUUUACGUAUUGUAGCUGACUAUACUCGUUUUUCUACUUUUAAUAUGGAAUAUUUAAAUGCUGAUCAAUGGGAACAAUUAAUUUCUACUCAUAUGCCAAAUCUCCGUAUUUUUGAUUUUCAACAUCAAUAUCGUUCAUGGUAUAACAAUCAUGAUCGUCAAGCAUAUGAGACCCGGUAUGAUCAGACAAAGAGCUAUCAUGUCGCCAUUUUCUAUUCAAUAAAUCCAUAUAGGAAAUCCUAUAUGUUAUAUGAAGAACUUGACAAAAAUGUCUCUUCACUUCAUGUCGAAACUAGCAAAGAUUCAGUUCAACAUGUUUAUAUUCAUAAUACAAAUGCAAUGGAACAAUGUCUGAGUUAUUUUCCAAAUGCUAUUGAGCUCACUCUCUCGGAAACUUUUCAUGUACCUCGUGAUUCAAUUGUAAUCAGUCUUAAUCGUAUUAUUCCUUUGAGACAACUCACUAAACUAACUUUUGAUUAUCAUCAUUUUCCAUUUGAACAAGUUAUCGAACUCUUACAUUUCACACCUAAUGUUCAUACAUUGAAACUUGAUUCUAUAUUACUUUAUCAAAGAAGUUCUUUUUUAAUUGAACAAAAUGAAAUAUUUCAAAAAGUAUCCAAGAUGAAUACAAUUACAAGUGUGACAAUUGGUAAUGAAACUACAUUAGAAGAAAUUCAAUUAGUUGUUGCUCUGUUUCCUCGAUUGAAAUGUCUUACAAUUAAUUUAGAUAAAGAAGAUUUGAAAACAAUAGCGCGGUUUCUAUUAUCGAAACCUAAUAAUAACACUGAUUAUCUAUCUACACUGUGUGUUUCAAAGCAACAACGAGGUUUAUUCACGAUAUUAGUAACUUUGAUUGAAUCGGAGAAACUUCUUGAUGAUUAUACGAUAAAAGUUAUUAAUCAAAAAUUAUAUUUAUGGUGGUAA
This is a messenger RNA of Rotaria sp. Silwood1, 1278 nucleotides long. Lineage: Eukaryota; Metazoa; Rotifera; Eurotatoria; Philodinida; Philodinidae. The record is from the annotation of a GenBank genome assembly.